Molecule: messenger RNA, 675 nt
Organism: Rotaria sordida
Lineage: Eukaryota; Metazoa; Rotifera; Eurotatoria; Philodinida; Philodinidae
Source: the annotation of a GenBank genome assembly
AUGUCUUAUCUAUUAAAACGUAUGCGAGAUGAACGAAAUUCAAAAGUUACUAAUGAAUCAUCUGCACAUGUUAUUCAACCACAAUCAAUACCACAUGAACAUAUAAUUCAUGAACAAAAACCAUUACUCAAAAAUAUUAUUGCAUUGAAAGAUACGCACAAACAGCGACAACAAACAAUUAUAAAUACACCGAUUCAUAAACGUAACAAACCAUCACAAUUUCAUUUCGAUCGAUUGAAACAGAAGAAUAAUAUCCUUGUCAUAGAUCCAUUCAACAAACAAUCUUAUAUAAGACGACGAAAACCAUUUAAAAGAUUUUUCAGACAAGAAGAUAAUGACAGACAACAAUUUAAUAAUGCUGCUUAUUGUGUUGCCUAUUGUACAAUUAUUAUUAUCGGUAAGAAAAUAAAAGGUAUAACAAUGGGUGGUUGGAUUGGUGGUCUUUUCGAAUUAAUUUCUAGUGGUCAUAAUGGUUGUAAUAAUGAACAUCGUGGUCAUUUGAAAUGUCGAGCCAAAUAUACAUCUUUAAAUGUGACUACUCAUUGUAUAAAUAUAUUCUAUAAAAAUUCAAUUCUACAUAAUUAUCCAUUUAUUUGUCUAUGUCGUUUUCUUAAUAAUUCUCAAGGAAAAUAUCGUGAUUGUGAAUUUCUUCAUGCAAACAUACAAUAUAUUUAA